Molecule: messenger RNA, 5404 nt
Organism: Sinocyclocheilus anshuiensis
Lineage: Eukaryota; Metazoa; Chordata; Actinopteri; Cypriniformes; Cyprinidae
Product: lysine-specific demethylase 4B-like
Exons: 23
Coding region: 161-3946 (1261 amino acids)
Biological process (GO): regulation of gene expression; chromatin remodeling
Cellular component (GO): nucleus; chromatin
Molecular function (GO): histone H3K9 demethylase activity
Source: RefSeq, a predicted model, not a curated record
UCACGGCACACGUCGCGCUGCAGUGGGCGGAGACGCGGCCCAGCGCUGCUGUAACACAACCGAGCCUUUGGAAUCCAGAAAACGGAUAGAAUCGAGAAGAAAACCGCGACAAAAAGAGCAAAAAACGAACAAGAGCUGGAGCAUUAGCUGACCUGCAGUCAUGGACCCGGCUUUACCUCCAGACCUGAUCCCUGAGCCUGAACCGGCUCCAGACGUCACUUCACAAGCAGACGCCGUUCAAGAUUCUCCAGUCCAGCCCACCCUGGAUUCGAACCCACAGCCAUACCUGGAACCGGUUUCAGAUCCGACCCAGGAACCCUCUGCAGAACCGACCUUGAACCCAGAAAUAAAGCCAGAACCAUUAGCACCAGAACUCACACCAGAACUACCGAUCCCAGAACCGGCCCCGGCUCCAGCGCCUCCUCCAGCGGCUAACUCCUACAAGAUCAUGACCUUCAGACCCACCAUGGAGGAGUUCAAGGACUUUGGGAAGUACAUCGCUUACAUCGAGACCCAAGGAGCUCAUCGUGCCGGUCUGGCAAAGGUUAUUCCGCCGAAGGAGUGGAAGCCGCGGCGUUCCUACGAGACCAUUGAAGAGAUGGUCAUUCCCGCUCCCAUCAUGCAAGUGGUGACCGGCCAAUCAGGACUCUUCACGCAAUACAACAUCCAGAAGAAGUCCAUGACGGUUGGAGAAUAUCGCAAACUGGCCAAUAGUAAAAAGUACUGCACCCCUCAACACAAGGACUUCGACGACCUGGAAAGAAAGUACUGGAAAAACUUGACGUUUGUGUCGCCCAUUUACGGCGCCGACAUCAGCGGGUCCCUUUAUGACCCGGACAUCACGGAGUGGAACAUCGGCCAUCUGAACACUCUUCUGGACAUGGUGGAGCAGGAGUGUGGGAUCGUCAUCGAGGGCGUCAACACGCCAUACCUGUACUUCGGCAUGUGGAAAACCACCUUCCCGUAUGCCAUUCCUCCUGAGCACGGCAAGAGGUUGGAGCGGCUGGCACAAGGUUUUUUCCCAGGAAGUUCUCAGGGCUGCGACGCGUUUCUCCGUCACAAGAUGACCCUCCUUUCUCCAUCCAUCCUGAAGAAAUACAGCAUCCCCUUUGACAGAAUCACGCAGGAGGAGGGCGAGUUCAUGAUCACGUUCCCGUACGGAUAUCACGCCGGAUUCAACCACGGCUUCAACUGCGCCGAGUCCACGAACUUCGCAACCCUGCGCUGGAUCGACUACGGCAAGAUGGCCACGCAGUGCACGUGCCGUAAGGACAUGGUGAAGAUAUCCAUGGAUGUCUUCGUUCGCUGUCUGCAGCCUGACCGCUAUGAGCUGUGGAAACAGGGGAAAGACAACACGGUCCUGGACCACCUGAAACCCACGAGCCUCACCAGCUCCAAGCUGGAGCACUGGAGGAAAACCAGAGUCACGUACAGAGAGAAGCUCCUGCGCAGAGCUCAGGCGAGGAUGAAACAGUUCCGGCGUCUGAAGCUGGAGGAGGUGAAGGUCCUGGCGGAGGAGGGAGUGGAGCUGGAUAUGAGUGAGUAUCUACGUAAGGUGGAGGAGCGCGAGCAGCAGCGACGGCAGCAAAGGGACGAGCGCAUGGCGCGGGAGGCGCUCCUCACGCUGGAGGCGCUAGAGAGGGAGGAGCAGGAGCAGGCGGAAGCGGAAGCGGCGCUUCGGGAAGAAGCCGGUGAAGACAGAAAAACAGAUUCCCAGGAUCCUCCGCCGGAAAACAGAGAGGAGGAGAAGAAGAAGAAGAAGAAGAAAAAGAAGAAGCCAAAGCAUCCCGACGAGCUCUCCUUCCAGCAGGUGUUUGAGCAUUUCGCUUCCAGCGACAUUGAGAGUAAUGGAGCCACUCCCGGCCUGCAGCCAAGUCCCUUCACGAAGCUGAAGAAGAAAGUUGAGGUAAAGAAGAGUCGAAGACAUCCGUUCAGCAAGCCGCCCAUGCGCUCUCCUCACUCCAUAGUCAAACAGGAAGCCUCCAGCGACGAGGAGCUGUACUCUGGACUGCCUGUAGGUGGCGGCGUUCAGCCGGAGGCCAAGAAGUCCGAGGAAAGCGCGCUGUGGCAGAACCGUUUGCCAAACUUCCUGGCCGAGAAACAGUUCAACGCUGCGAUGGCGACCAUCGAGCCGCACUGCGCCGUCUGCACGCUCUUCUGUCCGUACACACAGCGCGUUAAGGACCCCUUCCACCUCUCAGACACGUCCGGUCUGGUGUUGCGGGUCGGCUGUCACACGCGUCCGCUGGUUCCAGAGAUGUGCUUCAGCGCGGGUGCCGAGAACACCGAACCGCUGCCGUCGAACUCCCACAUCGGUGACGACGGCACCAGCGUCCUGCUGUCCUGCGGGAGCUGCGGCCUACAGGUCCACGCCAAGCUGUACUCUGGACUGCCUGUAGGUGGCGGCGUUCAGCCGGAGGCCAAGAAGUCCGAGGAAAGCGCGCUGUGGCAGAACCGUUUGCCAAACUUCCUGGCCGAGAAACAGUUCAACGCUGCGAUGGCGACCAUCGAGCCGCACUGCGCCGUCUGCACGCUCUUCUGUCCGUACACACAGCCCGUUAAGGACCCCUUCCACCUCUCAGACACGUCCGGUCUGGUGACGCGGGUCCGCUGUCGCACGCGUCCGCUGGUUCCAGAGAUGUGCUUCAGCACGGGUGCCGAGAACACCGAACCGCUGCCGUCGAACUCCCACAUCGGUGACGACGGCACCAGCGUCCUGCUGUCCUGCGGGAGCUGCGGCCUACAGGUCCACGCCAGUGAAAUCAAGGAGCGGAACUCUCAGUUUUAUAAAACUCUAUAUGGCACAUUUAUUGUUGCGCUGAAGUGUUUUGUUCGUUAUUGUGUUCAUUGGUGUUGUUUAUGGUCGCAGGCCUGCUGUUUGUGCAGUUUAAGAGGAGGAGCUUUGAAGAAAACCACAGAUGACAGGUGGGUUCACGUGAUCUGCGCCGUCGCUGUGGCCGAGGCUCGUUUCGUUAACGCUGUGGAGCGAGAGCCUGUGGACGUGACGGCCGUCCCCGACACCAGGAAGAGUCUGAAGUGCGUCUACUGCCACAAGACGACCAAGCAGAUCUUCGGCGCGUGUAUCCAGUGCUCGUUGGACAACUGCUCCACGUCCUUCCACGUCACCUGCGCCCUCCUCGCCGGAGUCGUCAUGAAGCCGGCCGAUUGGCCGUACGUGGUGUCCGUCACCUGCCACAAACACAAACAGACCAAUCAGAAGGUCAAAAACAGCUCCCGCGAGCUGUCUUUAGGUCAGGAGGUCAUCGGCAGGAGCAGCAACGGUUGGUUCUAUCGCUGCACCAUCACCGGCAUCGGCACGCAGAACUACUACGAGGUCAACUUUGAUGACGGCUCCUACUGUGAUAAUGUCUUCCCAGAGAACCUGCUGAGUCACGACUGUCUGAGGAACGGCCCUCCAGAACUGGGCGAAUUCGUGGUGGUCAAGACAAUCGAUGGACGGGUUCUCAACGCGUCUUUCAUAAAGGAACAUGUCCAACGAUACUACCAGGUGGAGUUUCAGGAUGAGACGCAGAUCUUACUGAAGCGUAGCGAGAUUCACUCUCUGAACCAAGAGCUGCCUAAGAGGGUCAUGUCUCGUCUGGCAACUGUGAACCAACAGCAACCUCAGGCGCAACCGUCAGACGAACCUCUGGCCGCGAAACGCCCACGUCUGCCGACACCGCCACCCACACUAGCCAUUGAGCCCUCGGCGCUACCUCCAGGAAUAGUCACCGCUUUCCUGCCCGCUACUAUUACUCCAAACACCAGCACUGCCCCCUGCCUGCCUCCCCCCACAUCACUUCCUGUUUCAGCACCCACACUUCCUGCCCCGGAACCCAGUGAGAGUUACACCCACAGCUCCAGCUACAUAGCCUACAUGGAGUCUCUCCUCAACUCGGACUUUCCUCCAGAAGAGGGUGAACAUGGCGUUGAGCCGAUGUAUUGAAGUGCUGUUAUGCGCUACCAGCUAUUUGUCAAUGCUUCAUACAGACUUUAAAUUCAUCCACUGCAUGUCUUUGUUUCAUUUAUUCGCUGUUGUGCUAAUCUGAGUUUCCCACCCAUGAAUGGUGCGCGUGGGACGCAUGCGUGUCAUUAUAGACUGAAGCCGAAACGGACCCAGUACAUAGCCUUGGGGGAUGCCGCACUCUUCCGACCCUUUCCACGAUCCCUCGCUCUGGUUCUUUCACUAAACGGAAAGAGCCGCCGUUUUUAGAUGGGAUAAUCAUUCACUGUAUGUGCUGUUAAAUUUAUACCUGAUUUUGUUCUCUAAUGAGGGCUAAAUAUUUUUCUAACUCAAGCCAAAACAUCAUGCUACCCGGUCACAGUUCAAAUAGACAGUCUAUAUCUGUACAGUUUCAGGUAUUUUUCUCUGUACUCAAGUGUUCGGGGGUGGGGGGGUUUAGCUGGGCUCAUGGGAUUUAACAAGUAUUUAAAUGUCUUUUGUCACAUAUAGGUUUAAUAUUUGUAUAAAGAAAAUCAAUUAUGGCAGCAUCAGAAGCUACAGUUUUCAGUUAGUGUACACAUUUGUGUUACGAUAGAUUCGCGCGUCUUAAUGUAUUCUUCUAUAAUCAACGAUAAAAUGUUUUUUCAGACACCGAUGAUUUGUUUUUGUAGCAUACUUGGUAGACGUUGAUAUUGAAUACUAUUCACCUUGUCUGUUUUUUAUUAUGAUUACCGUUGUUGUUAUGAUUGUUAUUUUUAGUGAUUUUUUUUUUUUGGUGAAUCUUUGCAACACAAUGUCGAAAGAUGAAAAAAAAGCUGAAUUUAUCAUUUUUAUUCAAGAGGUUGAAGUGGCGUACAUGUAAGCGUAUAGUCAUAGGUGAUAUUAAACAGAUACGCAAUCCGCCUUCUCAAGGUGCUAUAGAGGUCUUAGACUACUGAGGGGUGAUCCGGGUCAAGUGACCCACAAUGAGGUGUACAUACUAGAUGUCCUGCUCAUGAAUUGGAAAAAUUUUCUUCAGUGUAACUUCUAGUCUUAUCAAAUGCCAUGUCACAUUCAAAUAAAGGGUCUGGUUGUUGCUUUGUAUUUCUUUUCUCCUUUUUGUUGUUUGCCCAUCCUUGUUUCGUUUUCUGAUGAGAGCGAUUAUCGAUCGGCACACCUCCUCCGCCGAUAUUUGCGGGUUCAUCAUCCAUAUAGCAUUGAGAAUUUGCUUCAGCGCCCCUCUAUUGAUUUGGAAACAAACACUCUGAUAAGACCUUUGCAGACAGGAUCGUCGUUUAGACUGAAUCCAAAACGAACCCAGUACAUAGCUUUGGGGGAUGCCGCACUCUUCAGACCCUUCCCACAAUCCCUUGCUCCCAAUUCUUCGCUAAACCGAAAGAAUGGCCACAUAUUUUCAGAUGGAAUAAUCAUUCAUUUGAGCAUGCCAAAGAUUUUGGAGAAUUGUUCAAAAUGCAAGAUAAA